Molecule: messenger RNA, 2593 nt
Organism: Zingiber officinale
Lineage: Eukaryota; Viridiplantae; Streptophyta; Magnoliopsida; Zingiberales; Zingiberaceae
Product: TORTIFOLIA1-like protein 3
Exons: 5
Coding region: 243-2165 (640 amino acids)
Cellular component (GO): microtubule
Molecular function (GO): microtubule binding
Source: RefSeq, a predicted model, not a curated record
AAUCUGCCAACCACCACACCAUCUUUUUCUGCUCUUUAGUAGUUGAGCUUCCUCUCUCUCUCUCUCUCUCUCUCUCUCUCUCCCCUUCCUGCCCUUUUCCUCCGCUUCCAAUGCAAUCCUCUUCCUCCUCACUCCAUGACCCAUGGCUGUCGUGAUUGCAAUGUGAAGACACGCAAGGAGAUUUUAGUGGUGUGGUUCGUCUUCUUGGAAUCAUUAAUUGCAGUACAUAGUGCGAGUCGAGAAUGGCUUCCAGAGUGCAGCAGCAGCCGACAGGCGGCAAUGAGGAGGGAGUGCGGCAGCGCGUGAAUCGCUGCAUGAUGAAGCUGUCGGACCGCGACACCGAGGCAAUGGCAGCAUCCGAGCUCGACGCCAUCGCUAAGGGGCUCACCGCCGACGCCUUUCCGCCUUUCCUCUCCGCCAUCUCCGACGCUCGCCCCACCGACAAGACGCCGCUCCGUCGCCACUCCCUCCGGCUCCUCUCCCUGCUCUCCCAUUCCCACCCUGCCUCUGCCGUCGCUCCGCAUCUCCCGCGCAUGCUCGCCGCCGCCCUCCGCCGUCUGCGCGACCCGGACUCCUCUGUCCGCGCCGCUUGCGUUGAUGCGUUCCGUUCCAUGGCCGCAGCGCACCCGCCCGCCCUUGCUGCCGUUUUUCUCCGUCCUUUGGCUGACUCCCUCCUGCACGAGCAGGACCUGUGUGCGCAGAUCUCUGCCGCGCUCUCCCUCGCCGCCGCCGUCGAUGCCGCCACAGCCUCCACCUUGGACCCCGAUCUCGCUCACCUCCUCCAGCGCCUACUUCCUCGCUUGGUGAAACUCCUCCGAAGCAACGCGUUCAAGGCGAAAGCCGCGCUGCUCUCGCUUCUGGGCAGUAUCGCCGGAGCCGGUGGCGCUGCGACUGCUCAGCUCGUCGCCCUGCUCGUCCCCUGCCUCGUGGAGUCCCUCGCCAGCGAUGACUGGACUACGAGGAAGGCUGCCGCCGAGUCUUUAUCCGUUCUUGCCCUCAGAGAGAAGGAAUUACUGAUUGGAUUUAGGUCAUCCUGCAUCACUUCUUUUGAAUCAAGGAAGUUCGACAAGGUGAAGAUUGUGAGGGAUUCCAUGAAUCGGAUGCUGGAUGUAUGGAAGGACAUUCCCGAGGCUCCUGAAAGCGAAAUCAAGUCUCAGUCGCAGCAGGCGAAUUCGUCCACCCGAGAAACGAUGGGAGAUGGACGAUUUACAACUUCGGCAGCCGCCCCUUCAAUCCAAUCGGCAAAAAGAGUUAAUUCAAGCAGAUCACCUCCACCUGCCGCCUCACCAAUUCCUACGUCCCGAAACAACGUCCCCUCCAUUAGGAACAAGAAAUUGCCCCCGCCUUUGUUUCGUAAGGCUGAACUGAAGCCCUCUAAUUGGAGCGUAGAAAUCCCGGUCACCGGUUCUCCAGUAGAAGUCGUCGAUCACAAAAGGUUUCAGAAAGAUCCGGAGCAAGGAGCACCAAAAAGCAGUGUCAAAUCCAGGUUAGAAGCACGGCGGAUGCUGUUUGAGGGAAAAUCAGAACACGAAGGGAGUAAUGUGGCUGGGCUAAAGUCAGCAUCACAUGCUCCUAAUCAGGAGACUGCCCAGUUGGAACAAACCAUGGAAGCUAGCAAGAAAGAAGAUGAUCUAAAUGCUGAACAUAAUGAUAAGGAUGGCAAUCUGACUAUGAUAAAGAUGCAGUUGAUGCAAAUAGAGAACCAGCAGUCCAAUCUGUUAGAGCUUCUCCAGAAAUUCAUUGGAAACUCACAAAAUGGCCUACAUUCACUGGAAACAAGAGUGCAUGGCCUUGAAAUAGCAUUGGAUGAGAUCUCCCAAAAUUUAGCAUUAUCUUCCGGUAGGAUGGCAAACAAUGAUCCUGCUUCAAGCGCUUGCUGCAGAUUACCUGGUACCGAAUUCCUAAGCCCGAAAUUUUGGAGGAAGACCGAAGGCAGAAACUCCACCAGGUUAUCUGUGUCAGACCUACAGAACUGCAACUACCGAGAAACUAGGAGUUCGUAUAAAUUGGAUGAGUGGAGGCAUGGAGUCCAGGGUGGCUUUGUUGUCAAUCCCUUGGCAGAGAUUAACCCUCAGUCAGUCGGGAGUUCAAAGUCUAUUCAAGUCAAAAUGCUAAAGAAUAUGACACGAGAGAAUGAGAUUACACUUGCUCAUCCAAGCAAGUAGAUGGAUAAGCAUCCUGAAACUAUAUGGGACGAUAUGGUGAGGAAAUUGACAUACAUAAUUUGGUAAGAACCUACAGAGCUAGGAUGCAGGUGUUUAAAUACCUUCAUAUUACUCUAGCUCGGGAUAUCUGAAGACAAGAUAGAGCAAAUUACUUUCCGAUAAGAGGAGCUCGAAAGAGAGCUGUUUAUCUAGAAUCGGAUAUUUUGUGGAACACUAAUGUUCCCCUUCAUUUGGACGGUCCUUAUUCUGACACCAGUGAAUGUGAUCAGCACUUCCUGACAACCUGAAAGCCAACGUCCAUGAGGUAUUGUUUGUGCUGUCUAAAAGAUAUUAUUGAUGUGAAUUGAACAGAUGAAUCCGUUCUCCUUGCAUGCUUAAUGUUUUUCUGAUGGUGAUUAAUAAAGCAACAAAGGAUCGUCUUCCCAGUG